CCACCGGCCACCGCUGUGGCUUCAUCCUUACCACUCGAUCAACACUAAAGCUGGUGCCCAAUGGAUACGACACUCCUCCGGAGCAAUGGCCGCCUCCUGCCCUUGUUCCUUCUCCUGCUUGCCGCCGCCGAUUUCACGGCGGUGCAGGGCCAGGGGGGGCAGCAGCAGCAGCCUGGACCAGCUGGGGGGGCAUACUACUCGCAAAGCUUCAGCCCGUCCAUGGCCAUCGUCAUCGUCGUGCUCAUCGCCGCCUUCUUCUUCCUCGGCUUCUUCUCCAUCUACGUCCGCCACUGCUACGGCGACGGCUCCAGCGGCUACUCCGCGAACCGGCCGCCGGCCCCCGGCGGCGCCGCCGCGCGCUCGCGGCGCCAGCGCGGGCUCGACGAGGCCGUGCUGGAGUCCUUCCCCACCAUGGCGUACGCCGACGUGAAGGCGCACAAGGCGGGCAAGGGCGCGCUCGAGUGCGCCGUCUGCCUCAGCGAGUUCGACGACGACGAGACGCUGCGCCUGCUGCCCAAGUGCUCCCACGUCUUCCACCCGGAUUGCAUCGACACGUGGCUCGCCUCGCACGUCACCUGCCCUGUCUGCCGCGCCAACCUCGUCCCGGACGCCAACGCCCCGCCGCCGCCGCCGCCGGCCGACGACGACGCGCCCGAGCUGCUGCCGCCACCACCCGUGUCCGCGCCGCCUGCCGCCGCCGCCGCUGCGGUGGUCAUUGACGUGGACGAGACAGAGGAGGAGAGGAUCAUCAGAGAGGAGGCCAACGAGCUGGUGCGCAUCGGCAGCGUGAAGCGCGCGCUGCGCUCCAAGUCCGGCCGCGCGCCCGCACGGUUCCCGCGCUCGCACUCGACGGGCCACUCGCUCGCAGCGUCCGCCACCACCGGCACCGGCGCCGGCGCCGGCGCCAGCACCGAGAGGUUCACGCUGCGUCUGCCCGAACACGUGCUCCGGGACCUCGCCGCGGCCGGGAAGCUCCAGCGCACCACGAGCCUAGUCGCGUUCCGCUCCAGCCGCGGCGGCAGCACGCGCCGUGGCGUCAGCGUCCGGACCGGCGGCGGCGAAGGCAGCAGCCGCGCCGGGAGGAGCAUCCGGCUGGGCCAGUCAGGGCGGUGGCCGUCGUUCCUGUCGCGAACGUUCUCCGCCAGGCUUCCCGCGUGGGGGUCACGGUCGACGCGCAGGGGCGUCGAGGCUGACGGGUCCAGCAAGGGCGGUAGGGCGGCCGGCGCCGGCGCCGCCGGCUGAGGCGCCAAGUCAGUGGAACAGCCGAACAGGACGACCACGCGUGCGCUCCUGGACAACGUGUUUGACCGGUUCUCUCUGACCUGGUCAAUCGGUGGCUGCUAGGAAACUCUUGGUGCUUUCGUCGCCAUCGUGGUGGAAAAAAUUUUGGCACUUGAAUUUAGGAGAGAACGUGCUUGGUCGCGGCCCUCGCCUCCUCCUUCAGUCCUUCUGGAAGCGUGCUGUAUUCAUUUGUUAUUAUUAUACGAAAAACGUGUACACAAAUUCAUAAGUU
Messenger RNA from Zea mays, 1513 nucleotides. Its product is annotated as putative RING zinc finger domain superfamily protein. The transcript has a single exon. Lineage: Eukaryota; Viridiplantae; Streptophyta; Magnoliopsida; Poales; Poaceae. Bases 61 to 1242 code for a protein of 393 amino acids. The record is from RefSeq and is marked provisional.